Molecule: messenger RNA, 4000 nt
Organism: Anopheles maculipalpis
Lineage: Eukaryota; Metazoa; Arthropoda; Insecta; Diptera; Culicidae
Exons: 4
Coding region: 23-4000 (1325 amino acids)
Source: RefSeq, a predicted model, not a curated record
GUGUGCUAUAAUCUAGUGAACAAUGCGCGAACCGAUAGCAACCGCACCAGCGCUGGCAGCCGGAAACGUGGUGGCGCCAUCUACUGCGGCCACAAUGUUUGGCAUAACGAACGCCCAGAUUGUGCAGUCAUUUAACGGGCUGCCUCCGUUGCAGGGCGAUUGUCCACCGGUCGGUCAGCCGUGCAUCGUGCGUACAGUUAGCAGGGCUUCAUCGAUUGGUGGUGCCGGAACGCUGAGUUCGCUCAAGUCGAUCGGAGGUAGCGGUGCCAGCAGCCCCGUUACGAGCGUCAAGCGGAACAGCUCUAGUUCAAGCUUCAGUAGCGGCAGUGAACGGCGAAGCGUGUUCUACACGGAUCCCGAGCAGAGCAGUACGACGAAAGCUGAGGAAAAGUAUGACGUGAUGACGAAUGACGAUAGCUGCUCCACGUCAGACGCCUGUAGUGCCCUGCUAGGCACAGUGAACGAUGCGGAUAAGGUGAGACGGCCGCGGGGUGUGCAGAAAGACCAGCGUGGCGAACCGAAGGACGAUAGUGCACUGCGACGGCUUGACAAUGGGCAGGUACGGCGCAAACAGCGUCCCUGCAGUAGCAGCGUGCUGGACGGGGUAAUCGGUCCCAAGACCCAUUUGAAGCUAGUCAGCCAGGAGCUGGAAUGGGAGCGGAAGUUCCGCGAUGAUCAGCUGUCCCGCAUACUGAAGGCACUGAUUGCCUUCGAGACGCGGCUCAAGAACGAGCAGAGCCGCAUUAAGCAGCAGCUGUACGAGAAGGAUGACGUUAUCAAUCGGCAAAACUGCACGAUUAAUCGUAUGAAGCGGAAGCUGGCAGCGGAUGAAGCGACAGCGGGUGGCAGUGACGGUGAGGAACCGACCGCAACGGGCGUCGACGAGGUGGCUCAGUACUGUCCAAAGUGUCGUAAAAACUACUACCGGCUAGAGUGUCGAACAAGCGGUACGCAAACAUUCGAGUACUGUCGGGAUGAUGGUGCGGAGAGUGUCAAUACGGAAAACUUAUCCUUGAAUAGUGUAGAGUAUGCUUCAUCGAGCGAGGAACAAGAGUCAUCACUGUACGUGCGAGCCAACUCGUUUAAGGAUGCACGCCGCAGCCGGAAGUACACGAGCAAGCGGUCCUACCAGGGCUACCAGCGAGGACCGUCCCGAGCGAGCAGCUUCAAGAGCAGCGCCUCGGGCCCGGUUACCGGUACGCUGGCAAAGCUUGUCGAGCGAAAUGCACGGAAUGGUGCGCGGCGAUUGAGUGGCCCACGGGAGGAAGAGAGUGGCCACGAGGCGUACGUUAACAUAGAACCAAAUGCGAAUGUGCCUAAAAUAGUGAUCUACGAAAAUUACGAAAGCGACAAGGAAAAUAAACGGAUGGAUCAAAACCGACAGGAGUGCGACAACAACUACGACAACGUGGAACCGUACUCAAAUCGUAUUGACUCGCUGCACGGUAUACAUGGCCGGAGCAGUGGAAGGUAUUCGAACGAUGGGCAAUGCAACCCACAGGAACAGAAGCAGCAGGAGCAUCAGCAUCAGCAUCAGCAACGAAUGGAUGGACACAGCGAUUAUCAUCCGGUCGGUUCGAAGCGUAGCGAUGGAAGCGAACAGAUGGAGCUGGAUGAUGGGACCAUCUUUUACGAAGCGAAUGCGAGUGCCGGAAGUGUGAGCAAUCAGCAAAAGUACACCGAAGGGAUGGAGAUGAAGCAAACGAUCGAAACGAAUGACGACUGGUAUGCGAGCGCCAGCGAUAUGGAGGAUUCGGAUACGGCCCUCGGUAAACCGUACAGCAAUGCAGCUGUCAAUCCGGUGCUGGAGUGUGUCAAUCAGAUACUUCUCCAACAAUCGAUGGAUGGUUUUGGAGACAGCAACAAGGACACCACCACCGGCGAGGGCACGGCUGAAGAGGAACUCUACAUAAAGGCACAGCAACCUUCACCACCACCGGUGAAGGAACCGACGGCCGUGCGCUCGAAACGGGUUCACUUUUCGACGCAGAACAGCAUGGUUCAGGUACCGAGGAUAUCGCUCCAACCGACGACAUCAGUGUCCAGCCAGGGAAGUGGGUCGUCUAACCGGAAGGAUGAUAAAAUUUCACCAACGUACGAAAUUCAGAGCAUCUACAGCAAUGAAUACGAACCGAUCGGGUCGGAACACAACUCGUACUCGAAUUACUACGUCGACAUGGAAUCCAAGCUCGGUUCGGAGGAUCGUGAACGUGAGCAAGCGUUGGCAGAAAAGCGGAAAACACCUCCGGCAUUACCACCGAAACCGGCCAACCUGUUGAAACUGCAGCAGCUAUCUAAGGGUAACCAUCAGCAGCGGCAAUUAGUGUCCUCACCGGCGAAAGGACGUAGUACUUCCGCUCAGAGCGACAUUGCCGAAUCGGAGCCGGACUACUGCUCCAUCAGCGAGAUCCAGGACUCGGUGAAAUGUGUUCAGAUUGUGGCCGAAAUCCACAAGGACGCGUGUGAAGAUGAUUACUCGAUAGUAGACGAGGAAGAGAAGGAAAAGCAGCAGCAGCAGCAGCAGCAGCAGCAAGAAAUUGUGACCCGUGGUGAGCUGGAGGAACUGGGCAGCAAAAAGAGUUGUUCUGAGCUGGAAGAAUCGUUUGCCGACGUACCGAAGCUACCGAACGUGGCAGAAAUAGUACCCCCGAAGAAGGAGCCAUUAAACAAAUUCAUUAGCCAAGAUAACUACAUUACGAAGUCGUCGGGCAGCAGUUCGAGCAAGGCAAGCCAUUCGAGCGGAGCUGGCGUUGCAGUGGGUGUACAUACGCCGAGCAAAAAGGACGGUGAGUUCCGGGAACAGUUGUCGGAGAUUAUAGCCGAAAUCAACAAGCAGUCGCCCGCCAUCCGCAAUGCUUCGAAAAAGCAAAUCCCAGUCAAGGACCUAAGCCCGGCUUUUCGAGGCGUUAGUCAAAUACCGAGUGUGACGUUUCAGUCAAAGUUGAAACCGGUGGAUAAGUUGAGCUUCCUUUCAAAAACUUCCACGGCAGGUUUGUCGGUCGGGUCGAUACCUAGCUUGAGUCACACUACACCGAAGCUGUCCAGCUCGAUUGCACGACCCUCCAUUAAGCCGUCCAUGUUGAAGUCGUCCCUCUCGACGAAGGCUCUCUCGAGUACGAAUCUCACGCUGGGCAGCGGCGGCAUGAAUCCGUUCGGCAGUCCAGUGAAAUCGGUUUCGUACAUCCCAAACCUAAAGUCGCCCAGUGUCAACAGUCCACUGGCUGGCAGUGGUACUGCUAGUGUUGGCUGUUCGCCCAUAAAAUCGUCCACUUCCACGGUGAAGAAGGUAGCGAGUGCUAUAAACCUAGCGAACAGCUCAACCACGUCCGUGCAGACAUCCGCGGCUACGGUUCCCGUAAUUAUAGCCGAGGACAGUAAGCUACCGAUACAGGCGGAAUUUGAUUGGUACAAUUUAGAUGCCGAAUACGGGAAAUCCAAUCAACCGGACGUUAUCGUGGAAGCGGAUCCAAGUUCAAACGGGGAAGCUGACGGGACCGGCGAUGAAGAGGACAGCGCAUCGUGUGCUGAGAGUCCUUCGAAGAUGGUAACUAAACUGGAAACUACCAACGGUGUAACGGUGACUGUGGAGGACAGACCUUCUGCAGGCGUGACUACCGUCGAGAACGGAGCCAGUGAGGAUUGUGAGGAGGAAGAGAUGGAGAACGUGGAGUACAAUUUGGAUGAAGAGUACAAGAGCCUAGGACCAAUAGUGCCACCGCCGGAUAUUAUACAGAAAAGCGUACACCCACCGAUAACUCCACCGAAGAAUGGCAAAAUCCCUUACAACAGUUUGUCGUUCAAGGAGCUGAUGCAGCUUAACGAAACGCCUAAAAUUGUGCAAGAAGCAAAGGCGGGUAAACCGGCAAAGACGGGUACGGGAGUAGAAACUGUACCGAGUGGGAGAAAUUACGAACAUUUCCUGGACGAUUCGGGCCUUUGCUCGAAGCCAAUCAUCCUGCCAAGGAAGAAGCGUGUGUACUAUUCCGGUCCGUUCGUAUGA